AUGUCUGAGGUCAUCUCACGGCCAUCUGCCUCACGCGGCAGAGGCUCCGGUCGAGGCGGCAGAGGGGGUUUCGCCGGUCGAGGCGGCCGCAGGGCCAAUGGCGAUAAGACGGAUCACAAGACCGCCGACGACAACUUGGGCACCUUUGAGGAUGAGGGGGAGUUUGCCGAGCUUCGAAAGCAGUAUGGCGACAAGACCUCUGUGAUCCGAGAAAUGUUCCCCGACUGGUCUGAGGCCGACGUCCUCUAUGCUUUGAAGGAGACGAAUGGCGAUGAGACUGAGGCUGUGACACGAAUGGCUGAUGGCACCAUCUCCCAGUGGGGCGAAGUCUCCAAGACGAAGAAGACCGCUCGCACCAAGGCCAAGGACACAUCCUCCGCACCCGUCAGCGCUGACUUGCCAGUCGGCGCUCGAACUGCUCGUGGUGGACGUAAUGCUUCCGACGCAACUCGUGGUCGAGGCAGGGCUACCGACAGGGGUGGCCGUGGCGGACGUGCUCGAUCGACUCAUCCCACCAACGGAUCUCGCACCAAGGAAAACCAGCAGCUGUCUGUGCCUACCGAAGAGUCCUCCGCAUACAAAGACGACACGGCCAACGGCUUCGAAGAGAAGCCCGUGUCUGUUGAAAAGGCCAUCCCCGCCGAGCCCGUGAAGCCCGUUGCUCCCCAAGUCAAGACCUGGGCUAGCAUGCUUCGGCAGUCGACAGCUCCCAAGGUUGUGCCGGCACUUCCAAAGGAAAUCCCUGCUCCCAAGCCCGCCGAACCCGUAGAACCCGAACCCGUCCCCGAAAUCGCCCCUGUUGAACCUGAACCUGCCAAGCCCGAACCCGCAGCGGAACUCGAGGCCACUCCCGUUGUUGAGCAGGCCACUCCUGUCGUCCCCGCCGCCGCCGUCGAACCAGUUGCCGAGAUACAGCCCUCUCAAGAUGAGCUCACCGAGACCAAUCUCGAACAGGUUGUUGAUGUCUCUCAGCCACCCGCGACAGACACUGCCGCAAGCACUGCUGCUGACUCUUGGGACCCCCGACAGAGCCCUCCCAGCGCCAAUGCCACUCCCCUUUCAGCCGCUCAGCAACAACACCAAGCCCAGAGAGCCGCAACUAGCGGUUAUGCUGCUACUGCGCUGAAGGCUACCACUGAGAAGGUUGCACCCCGCACUCCCAGCUUCCAACGACGAGUUCUCGAUCAAGAAGAGGCUGUCCGCAUGCCGGGCAACCGUGAAGUGGAUCGCGCUGCUGUGCAGUUCGGUGCCUUCAACCUCGAAGACGACGAAGAUAUCGAUGGCGAGCGUGAGGAGGCAGAGACUCGAGCUCAGCCCCCAGCCGACUCGCCCGUUGCCGUUCCCAGAACUUCUCUUCCCCCGGCUUCUCAGCCUGUUGCUGUACCGGAAACCUAUGCUCCUAAACCCACGACUGCUCCUCCUCCUGGAAUGACACCUAUUGCCGCUGCCGCUACCUCAGUCCAGGCACCCAUCCCUUCCCGGCCCGCUCAACAGCAAAUCCCCAACGCUCAGCAAUUCGGUCGAUUCGGUCAGGCCGGUCCUCAGGACAUCUCGGCAGCUCAGCAGAAGCCGCUGGAUCCUUUCAACCAGGGCGCUCCCGCAUCUCAACCGCCGUUCGAUAACUUCGCGGCUCAAACUUCUCAACCCCCCGCGCAGCAGCCCGGUGCAGCCUUCACCUCGGCACCCAGUGACUACUCAGCCUACUACACCGCAAACCCUCAGGACCGAAACCCAUACGCCUUUUACGGCCAGCACUUUGGCCAGCAGGGAGCACACGCUCAACCGGAGGGUGUUUCCUCGCAACAGCGGCCCUUUGGAGGCUACAACGCCUCUCAAACCGAUAACCUAAGCCAGUACCCGCAGAGCGCUACUGGCCACAACCAGCCAAGAUUCGGCGGCAGCAACGAGAACCAGAACAGCGGCCACUCCACCCCCAACCCCGUCACUCAGGCUCAGCAGCAACAGCCGCAGCAACAGGGAGGCCCUGGUUCUCAGCCUCAGGCUCACGGGCAAUACCCCGGAUAUAGCCACCCAUACUACAGCAACCCCUACUACCACCAAUAUUACUCUGCUGGAUACGGCCAAGGAGGAUUCGGUCCGUAUGGCAAGGGUGCCAUUUAUGGACAGCCUUAUGGCAAUGCUCCGUAUGACCACACCUCUUCCCCCGGAACAUUUGGCCCCUCGUCCCUCCACAGAGAGAGCCCUCUUGGCUCCGGCCUUGGCGACUACGGCCGCGCUGGCUCUGGCCAGGCAGCCAGCCAGCCUGGCCUAGGAGGAAGCAGCUUCGGCAGCACCCACGACAGCUUCUCUCGAGGCGCCUCAUCCUUCCAGUCCCAAGGACAGUCAUUCAGCAGCCAGACACAGCCGAGCACCGGAUCUUCGGCCGAUGAGCUGAAGCCUUUUGGCGAGGCCAAGACCUCCUCUGGCCCCUCGCCCUCUCUUCCUCGGCCUGGCUCUGCCACGAACACGGCCCCCGGCGGACAAAGCGGUAGCCUCCCGCCUCCCCAGACGUCCCAGAUGGGCGGUGCCUAUGGUGGCUACCCAAGCCACUUGCAAGGCCACGGCCUCCACGGUAGCGGCGCAUACGGCAUGGGCGCCGGUGCCGGUGGCAACCAGCACAGCACCCCCUAUGGCUCUUACGGCCAGGGCGGUUUCGGCAGCGGAGGCUACUACAGCACCGGACAGCAGCAACAGCAGCAAGGCCAACAGCAGCAGCAACGCGGCGGCUGGGGCGGAAACUACCAUUAG
Molecule: messenger RNA, 2748 nt
Organism: Trichoderma aggressivum f. europaeum
Lineage: Eukaryota; Fungi; Ascomycota; Sordariomycetes; Hypocreales; Hypocreaceae
Exons: 4
Coding region: 1-2748 (915 amino acids)
Cellular component (GO): nucleus; cytoplasm
Molecular function (GO): ubiquitin binding
Source: RefSeq, a predicted model, not a curated record